GUCGGCGAAGCGCUCACUUCCGCCAGGAGUUGACACGCACACGGGGUCAUAUGACCGAGGCCGCUUCCCCUUCCCAAGAUGGCGGACAACCUGCCCUCGGAGUUUGAUGUGGUGGUCAUAGGAACGGGUUUGCCCGAGUCCAUCAUAGCGGCCGCGUGUUCAAGAAGUGGCCAGCGGGUUCUGCAUGUGGAUUCGAGAAGUUACUAUGGAGGAAACUGGGCCAGUUUUAGUUUUUCGGGUUUAUUGUCCUGGAUAAAAGAAAACCAGGAAAAGGCCGACUCGUGCGAGGAAAGUGAAACCUGGAAGGACCUGAUCCUUGAAGAUGAAGAAGGUAUCCCUCUUAACAAUAAGGACAAAACGAUUCAGCACGUUGAAGAUUUCUGCUAUGCCAGUCAGGAUUCGGCUGAAGACGUUGAAGAAGCUGGCGCCCUGCAGAACCUCUCUGCCUUGGUCACCUCUGCUUCUGAGGCUGAAGAAGAAGGUUCGGCUAUCUCUGAAGCCGGGUGCGAGAGCUGUCCUUCAGAGGAUCAGUCAUCCGGGACCAAAGGAGAAGAAAUGUCUCCAGAUAGUGUUGCAGGAAGCGAUCAAGAAUGUGCAGCUGCCCAGAAUGGCAUCCAAGCGACCUCUCUGGGAGAGAAACUCGGUGACAGCCCAACGUCUGAUCAGUCAGUGCUGGAAAUGGGAAACCAAGAAUCUGCCUCACUGGUGGAAGCUGCUGGCGAACCAAAGAAAAUUACUUAUGCUCAAAUUGUUAAAGAAGGCAGGAGGUUUAAUAUUGAUUUAAUUUCUAAGUUACUGUACUCCCGAGGAUUGCUGAUUGACCUCCUAAUUAAGUCAAACGUCAGUCGAUACGCCGAGUUCAAAAAUGUCACUCGGAUUCUUGCAUUUCGAGAUGGGAAGGUGGAGCAGGUACCGUGUUCCAGAGCAGAUGUCUUCAACAGCAAACAGUUGACUAUGGUGGAAAAGAGAAUGCUCAUGAGAUUUCUGACAUUUUGUCUGGAAUAUGAACAACACGCUGAUGAAUACCAAGCUCACCGGGACUGCAAGUUUUCAGACUACUUGAAAACCCAGAAGCUAACUCCCAUCCUGCAGCAUUUCAUCUUGCAUUCUAUCGCGAUGGUCUCCGAGGCCGACUGCUGCACCACAGACGGCUUGAAGGCGACCCAACGGUUUCUGCACUGCCUGGGACGCUACGGCAACACUCCGUUCUUAUUUCCUUUGUACGGCCAGGGCGAGAUCCCACAGUGCUUCUGCCGGAUGUGUGCUGUCUUUGGCGGUAUCUAUUGUCUCCGCCACGCCAUCCAGUGCAUUGUAGUGGACAAAGAAACAAGAAGGUGUAAAGCAAUCAUAGAUCACUUUGGUCAGAGAAUAAGUGCCAACUAUUUUGUUGUGGAAGACAGCUAUCUUUCAGAAAAAAUGUGCGCAAAUGUGUGUUACAGGCAGAUCUCCAGAGCGGUUCUUAUUACGGAUCAAUCAAUGUUGAAGGCCAGCUCAGAUCAACAGAUUUCUAUUUUGACUGUCCCGCCAACAGAGCUCGGACAGCCAGCGGUCUGCAUCGUUGAACUGUGUUCCUCUGCCAUGACGUGCAUGAAGAAUACCUACUUGGUCCAUUUAACUUGCUCAUCCAUUAGAACCGCUAAAGAAGAUUUGGAGCCUGUUGUGGGGCAGUUAUUCAGUGUGGAUAUGGAAACAGAAAGUGGGAGUGCAGAAGCGCAAAAGCCCAGAAUUCUCUGGGCGGUAUAUUUCAACAUGAGGGACUCCUCCGGUGUGGACAGAGCUUCGUACAACUACCCCGCCAACGUCUAUGUUUGUUCUGGGCCAGAUGGUGCUUUAGGAAAUGACUGUGCAGUGAAACAGGCAGAGGCCAUCUUUGAAGAGAUGUUUCCAUAUGAGGAAUUCUGCCCGCCACCUCCCAACCCAGAAGACAUCAUCUAUGAUGCAGAUGGGACUCAGCCAGAGAACCCUGGUAAUCCGACAGAAGCCACAGCAGAGACUUUGCCUGAGAAUAGCAGUAAAGAGAUGGAAGGACCCCAUGAGGAGGAAGCCAGUGAGGAGAACAGGCCCUAAUCCGGUUCUGGGUGAAGUUUGGCCCUGUCUGAAGUACAAGCAAAACCUUUUCAUCAUCUCCGCUAUUCCAGUGGGAACUUCACAGAGAUGCUUAAUAGCCUCCAUCGGAACAGCCUCCAUCGGAAAAAGUCUCCAUCAGUUCAUUUUGGCCAUGAUACAUAAGCUAAAGCGUUAUACUCCUGCCUCGCUUCUCUUGGAAAUCCGUUUACCAUUUUGUAAGCGAAAUGUUGCCAUCUUCCACUGCAUUGCAGUUUGCUGAAAUCGGCUGCUGCAAAACGUGCAACCUGCUUUGCAAGAAAAAGGUGGGGGAGAAAUAAAAUUCUGUUCCUGGAAAACCA
Molecule: messenger RNA, 2405 nt
Organism: Hemicordylus capensis (graceful crag lizard)
Lineage: Eukaryota; Metazoa; Chordata; Lepidosauria; Squamata; Cordylidae
Gene: CHM
Product: CHM Rab escort protein
Exons: 15
Coding region: 79-2067 (662 amino acids)
Biological process (GO): intracellular protein transport; vesicle-mediated transport; protein geranylgeranylation
Cellular component (GO): nucleus; cytoplasm; Rab-protein geranylgeranyltransferase complex
Molecular function (GO): GDP-dissociation inhibitor activity
Source: RefSeq, a predicted model, not a curated record